Molecule: messenger RNA, 813 nt
Organism: Eimeria acervulina
Lineage: Eukaryota; Apicomplexa; Conoidasida; Eucoccidiorida; Eimeriidae
Exons: 2
Coding region: 1-813 (270 amino acids)
Source: RefSeq, a predicted model, not a curated record
AUGUUAGGAGGUCCCUCUGGCCGUCGUGCAUCUUCAGCCUCAGUUGCUGCAACAGCAGCAGCUGCUGCAGCAGUGGCGACCCCUGCAGCAGCAACGCGAGCAGCAGCAGCAAAAGCUGCUGCUGAUGUUGCUGCUGCUGUUGCCUCUGCUGCUGCAGUCCUCUCUUCAGCAGCAGCUGAAAUCGCAGCAGCAGCAGCAACAGCAGCAAAAAAAGCAGAAGAAACCGGCAAGUCAACAGAAGACGCCUCUCAAGACACCAGUGAAGCAGCAACUGCAGCAGCAGCAGCAGCAGCUGCUGCUGCUGCUGCUGCAGUUGAAGAAGCUGCAGAGGUUUUGCAGCAGCAACGUGAGGCGGGUUGUUCUAAGCAUGAAGAGCCCGCUCUUGAUUUGCUACUGCCGCUGCUGCUGCAGCGGCUCGAUUGGCUAGUCCGACAGCAGCAGCAGCAGCAGCAGCAGCAGCAGCAGCAGCAAGUGCAGCAGCAGCAGCAACAACAGAAACUGCAGCAGCAGCGAGCUGCAUCAUUGCGAGAUAAGGGAGAACGCUACAGUCGAGCCAAGGGGCAACCAGAAACACGGCAGCAGCAGCAACACCAGCAAGACCAGCAGCAAGAGCAGCAGCAGCAGCAAGAGCAGGAGCAGCAGCAUCAGGCGGAGGAGCAGGAGGAAGAGCAGCAUCAGCGAGAGCAGCAGCAGCAGGAGCAACAGCAGCAUGCAAGCUACACGCUCUAUAGUGGUUCGAGGCCUAAGCCGCAGCAGCAGCAACUCCGCGUUGAGAUGUCUCUUCAGCUGCUUCGGCUUUGUCUCCUCCUUUGA